AUGUUUACAAGUCGUGUACACACAGGAGAAGUAUUUGAAAUUUUAGCCUUGGACAAUUCAAUUAGUGAUGGAGGUGGUUGUUCAAUUACGAUUGGUAAAACUGGAUCUGUUUUAAUUGUUUGUAAGAAUGGUGAUAGCAUCUCUGUCAAUGUUGAACUUCCACCUGAAACUCUUAGAAGAACGAAUCUUGGAGAAUUAAAAAUUGGUGAUAAAGUAAAUUUAGUAAGACCUUUAACAUCAUCAUUUAAUGAUGAACAUUUUCUACAACAUAAAUGCGAUAUAUGUCAAAGGUCUUAUAAUCGAUUAGAACAUUUAGUUCGUCAUAGUAGAGUACAUACUGGAGAGAAGAAAUCACAUGAAUGCAAUUGGGGCAGAUGUACCAAAAAAUUCUCCAGAUCAGAUCAACUCACAAGACAUCGUCGAACACAUAAUAACAAUUCAUUACGGCAUAAAUUGAAAUUAUCAGAUGGUUCGUCAUAUAUUCGUAUCGGUGGAGUAGGAUUGGUUGUUAAAACCAUUAUGCCAUUGAAAGAAAGUGGUGAUAAAUAUAGUGCUUAA
Molecule: messenger RNA, 558 nt
Organism: Entrophospora sp. SA101
Lineage: Eukaryota; Fungi; Glomeromycota; Glomeromycetes; Entrophosporales; Entrophosporaceae
Source: the annotation of a GenBank genome assembly